This is a messenger RNA of Closterium sp. NIES-65, 7593 nucleotides long. Lineage: Eukaryota; Viridiplantae; Streptophyta; Zygnematophyceae; Desmidiales; Closteriaceae. The record is from the annotation of a GenBank genome assembly.
AUGCAUCGCCGACCCGUAUGCACCGCUCUUCUUGACUCAAUGCCCUUCUCCUUCCCUUUCCCCCCAUCUCCCACCCACAACCUUCCCCACCUACCGUCUCUCCCCUCUAACUUGGAGUCAAUUGCUGCCAAAGAAGUCAUCAGCCCGCCUCCCUGCUGUUCAGCGCAAGAGAAGACUCUACCCUUGAUAGCAAAUGGAGAGUCCCCUGCCUAUAGAGGUUAUUCUAUAGUCAUGGGUUUGCGCACUGUGCUGUUAAGGGCUUGUUUGCUUGCAUUGGCGAGCGGCGCGUUUGGUUUUUGCUCCUCGCUGGUGGUGGCACACUCAUUGCUUCUGUCUCAUCCAUGCCGCGUGGUUCACCUGCAUGCAUCCUUCCUCUUCCACCCAUCCCCACUCCCCUCACCGCCUUCCCCCAACCUCGCUUCCCCCUUCCCCCCUUCUUCCCCUUGCUCCUCCCCCCUUCCCGCCUUUCCCUUUCUCAACCUCGGCCCCCCUUCCCAUCGGCUUCUCCGCUGCUUGCUCCCCUUGCCCCCGAUCGGUCGGUUACAGGAGCGCGGAGGCGCAGCGCACCUUCCCCGUGCGCACCGCAGACUCCGCCGCGAGGGUGGCGGCAUGCGAAAAGAAAGGUUACCAGCAGCAGCAGCAGCAGCAGCAGCAGCAGCAGCAGCAGCAGCAGCAGCAGCAGCAGCAGCAGCAGCAGCAGCAGCAGCAGCAGCAGCAGCAGCAGCAGCAGCAGCAGCAGCAGCAGCAGCAGCAGCAGCAGCAGCAGCAGCAGCAGCAGCAGCAGCAGCAGCAGCAGCAGCAGCAGCAGCAGCAGCAGCAGCAGCAGCAGCAGCAGCAGCAGCAGCAGCAGCAGCAGCAGCAGCAGCAGCAGCAGCAGAAGCAGCGACAGCGGAGGAACGAGCGAUGAUGUCCGGGUCCCGCCUCGAGCUUCCGCCAGCGCCCCCCCGCGAGGACCCGCCGUCCGCUUGCUGCGCGGGUUUCUUUUGCCCGGCGGGGCUUGCGUGCAUGAUACCUUGCCCCGCAGGGUCGUUUUGCCCGUCGCCUGUGACGCCUCGAGGCUUCUCUUGUACCCCGUACUCCUACCCGCCCGUGCUGCGCUCCACCACGCGCAUGAGCCGCCCGCAGUGCGGGGGAGCGGACCAGUGGGGCGCAGUGCCCGCGCACCCCGUGGGGGGCACCCCCCCCUUGCGCGCCUACAACGUCUCCUCCCUCCCCCUCUCGCCUUCCCCCGCGCCAUCUCUCUCCGCCGCGUCCUCUGCUUCUGCUGUGUCGUCUUCUGUGGCGGCGGCGGCGGCGGCUGCUGCUGCCGCUGCAGCGUCGUCCUACGCGUCGUGGCUGCCUGUGCUGGCGUGCCCCGAGGGGUACUUCUGCCCUGAUGCCGCCACUAUCAAGCCGUGCCCGCCCAGGCACAUCUGUCCAGCUGGCUCUGUUGCCCCAACCCGCGUCACCAUGGGCAGUCAGAUGCAGUCACCGGAUCAGUUCGUCCUCGCCCUCUGUCUCACUAUCUUGACGUUGGUGUUGGCGCUUCUCCUCCCCUCGUGCUUCCUCCUCUCCGUGCGCCCCCUUGAGCGGGCGCGCAGAGCAGCGGCGGAAGCGCGUUCCCCCCAUCGCCUGCUGCCCUCCCCCCGCUUCCACGGCAGGGGGAUGGCGGGCAGGGGCAUGGGGGCCGCGGGGCCCAACCGCUGGGGGGGAAAACGGUGGGGAGAGGGGAGGGGCGGAGGGAGAAUGGGAGCAGGCGGGGAGGUGAGGGGUUCUUGUGACUCUGCUGGGGGUGAGGGGGGAACUGGUUCUGGUGCGGUGGGAGUGGGUGCAGUGUGGUGGCGGCGGGUGGUGGCGCUGGCUGGAGCACCUGUGAGGAGGGUGUGUGGGGCGAAGCUUGCGUUUCUGGGGUGCCGCGUUCACCACGCGUUCGUGGUGAGAGCUCUGCUCUGCCCUACCCUUUCUCUGACCAUCUUCAGCCUCGUGCAGUCUUUACUCUAUGCCCCGCUGUCGCACCCGGAUUUGCUGGAGUCGCGCGCGUCUUCCCGCACCUCCUCCUUCUCCUUCACGGAAUGCCAACCCGCAUGCGCGUCCCUCCACUCUACUCCCCCCGUCCACCGCGCGCACCCCCCGCACUCCGCCCUUCCCGCGCGCGCCAGCCACGCGGGCGCGGGGAAAGCGGACGAGGGGGAACUCGCGGAGGAAGGGGAGCGGCCGUACGUGGGCAUCGCGGGAGGCGGCGGGAAGGGGGGAGGAGAGCGGGGUGCGGAGGUUGCAGUGGUGGUGGGAAUGCAAGGGGGGCUAUUGGGGGACGGCGGAGGGGAGGCGGUGGCGGUGGAUAUGGCAGGAUGCGAGGCGGAAGGGGCGGAAGGGGCGGAAGGGGCGGAAGGGACGGGAAAUUCAGAGGGAAUGAGAGGAGAGACAGGAGUUGCAGCGCCAGUGGGCGGAUUGCCAGCGCUCGUAGACAGUUGCAGGGAAGUGCUAGUAGGGGGCCUAGAGCAGCUGACGAGUCCCAACCCUGUCCUCAUAGGCCCUGGCUUGGGCGCUACUGGGUCGGCAUCGGGUGCUGAUGGGAGUGUGGGUGUGGCGGGUGUGGCGGGUGCGGGUGUGGUGGGUGCAGGUGAUACGGACUCGUUAUUACUGGACCCGUUUGCACCUGCAGUGUCACCUGCUCCUGCCGCCGCUGCCUCUAUUCCCGGCCCUGCCCCUGUCGCUGUCUCUGUCCCUGCGACUGCAGCAGCAGCGGUAGCAGCAGCAGUUGAUCUGUCAGCCCUUGAAGCAGCGGUAUUAUCUCCAUUCCCCCUCCCCACCGCAUCCCCUUUCUCUCCCACCACCCCCCAGACCACCUCUAGUCAGCCUCCCCCCUUCCCCCCACACGCGCUCGCCUCCGCCCCUCCGGCGGUUUCCUUCCCCUCACCCGCGGGGGACAUUCUCGCGCACGGGGCGGAAGGCGGAGUAGGGGGAGAUGCGGGGGAAGGAUCGAGCGGGGCGGAGCGGGACAAGGCGGAGGACGGAGAGCAGGCGGAGGAGGGCUCGUGGGCGCACGGGGGAGGGCUAGGAGCGCACAGCCUCCCCCUGCGCUUCCCCGGAUUAGAGGCGGCGUUCGCGUCCGCGUCUUCCGCGCCGAGCCCGGACGAAUUUCUCCGCCUGGUCGAGUUUCAGAACAACAUGAUGGGGAGCUCCGCGCACGAGGUCCGCGACGGCGGCGGCGGAGCGGCGGGGGAGGGCGCGGGAAGAAGGUACGGCGGCGGAGGCGGGAGGAGAGGCACGGGGAUCGGCGGGUUUGGCGGAGGCGGAGGCGGAGGGGGAGGGGGUGGCGCGGGGACGAGCGGAGGCGGAGGGGAGGAGAAGCGGGCGGUGGGGUGGGACGCGGGGGUAAGCGGAGGGGAGGACGACGCGUGGGAUGGCGCUGGGUUGCGGAAAGGUCGCAGGUGGAAAGGAGGGAGCGCAGGGGGGGAGAAUGAGGAGCGGGGGAGGCGGGUAGCGUGUCUGCAGAGCGCGUAUGCACAGCUGGAGGCGGAGAAGCGGCGGGGCGCCGGGGGAGGCGCGGAGCCGGGGUCUCUAGAAGAGCUGUUUAACGAGGCGGUUAGCUGUGGCGCCAGUGGUCUGCUGCAGGGUCAAAUGAGGCGCAUGCUGCGCGUUGACCUGGUCAACGUCUCCAUUGCCAUGCCCGCCUCCCUGCCCGCUUCCCACCCGCGCUCCCUCUCUUCCCUCUCCUCCUCCGCGUCUGCUCCCUCCGCGUGCCACCCCACCACCGCCGCCCCGCUGGCGGUGACGUGUCUGCAUGCGAAGCUGCACCCGGGGCGAGUGACGUCCGUGCUGGGUCCCACGGCUGGCAGGAGCGCGCUGCUGCAGGUGCUCUCAGGGCAGCAGAGCAGCAGUGUGGUGGUGGGCGGCCACAUAGCAGUGGAGGGCACACCAGCAGCCAUGGCGUCGUACCGCGCGCUCAUAGGCUAUGUGUGCGCGGGCUUGCCCCUGCCCUGCCCGUUCCUCACUGUCGACGAGUACCUCUCCCUGCACGCCCACAUGCGGUAUGCGCUCCCACCCUCUCGCUCCCACCCUCUCGCUCCCACCCUCUCGCUCCCACCCUCUCGCUCCCACCCUCUCGCUCCCUCUCUCAUUUGUCUCCUCCGUCUCUCUCAUGCUCUAACGUUACCUGCAAGCAUGGCGCCGAGUGAGAGGCGGCUGAUCAUAGAGCGAACGCUCAUGGGGCUGGGACUCGACCCCUGCCGCCACUGCCUCCUCGGGCCCCCUCCCCCUCCCGCUUCCACCUCUGCUUCUCCCGCCUCCCUGCCUCUCUUUGGGUCGGGUUUUGGCAUGGGGGAUAGUGGUGGUUGCAGCAGGAGGGGGUGGGGAGGGGGUGGGCCGGCAGUGGCAGCUGCUGCUGUGGGUGCCAAGUGGGGCGGAGUGGGGAGGGCAAGGGAGAGGGAAGAGGGGCUAGGAGGAGGAGAUCAUUUGGUGGAUUUGCUAACGGAUGGGAGAGGCGGGGUGCAAGGGGUGGGGGAGCAGCAGCAGUGGCAGGUGGCGGGGUGGGGGUUGACAGGAGAGCAGAGGCAGCUGGUGCUGGUAGCCGCUGAAUUGGUAUCAGAGCCGUCGCUGCUACUGCUGGACGAGCCGUUUGAUGCGUUGAGUGAGGAGGGCACACGCACGCUCGUGCGCGUGUUGCUGCAGGAGGCGUCGAGAGGAGCGGCGGUGGCGGUGGCUGCGGCGAGGCCGAGCUUCAAGACGUUCCAGGCGUUUCAUGAUGCGAUUCUGCUCACUGCUGCUGGCGCCACGGCGUUUCACGGGUGCGUGGAUAACGUACAGAGCCAUUUCGAAGGUCUAGGGUUCUUGCUACCGGAUCGGGCCGACCCUGUGGAUUACUAUUUGGAUGUGCUGCGAGGCUCGGAGAAGUCCGAUGCUCUGCCGAACCUCACGCCGGCUGGGUUGGCACUGGUGUGGCAGGAGAGGUCCGGGACGGGCCGUGGGAAGGAGGGCGGGGAGGGGGGAUUGGGGGAGUGGGGAUCGGAGGAGGGGCGGGGAGAGGGGGAGGAUGGGGAGGUGGUGGUGGGGAUGGGGGACGAGGAGGGGGAGGGAGAGGAGGAUGAUGAGGGGGACGAGGGGGGAAUGGGAGGGGAGGAGGAGGAUGAUUCAGACGAUGGGGAACUCGGUAGAGGGGAUUAUGCUGGUGGUGCUGCUGGUGCUGGUGGUCGCGGUGGUGGUGGUGGUGGGGUGGGGGGAAGGGGUUUCAUUCUUAGUCCGGCCUGGGAUAGGCUGGGAGGAAGGACAGAGCGAAGGGGGUUCGGAGGAGGGGGAGGGGGAGGAACGGGAGGCAGAGCAGUGGACCUGUGGCGGCGAGUGGGGAGUGGAAGCAGCAGCAGGAGAGUAAGGCGGAGGAACAGUGGGAGCAGCGGGGGACGGAGGCAUUUAUCGGGAUUGCUGUCAGCUGGGAGAGGUGUGUACACACGAGGGUCUGAUGACCCGUAUUGGGCAGAGAGGGAGGAGAAGGAGAGGGACCAGAGAGGUGCUGCGACGGUGGCAGUGGCUGUGGCUGCAGGGAGAGGGAGCGGGUUUGGGCAAGGAGGGGGAGUAGGCGGAGGGAGGGACGGGUUGGGGGGGAAGCGGGCGCUGAAGAGUGCGCCGCUGCUGCUGGUGAAUGGGCUUGGCGGGGCGAGAGUGGGGGGGCAAGGGGGGGGUGGGUUUGGGGGGGAGAGUGAAGGGCGGCUGUCGAGUGUCCACCAGUCGUUUGAGAGAGCUAGUGUGGGGGGUGCGGGGGAGAGUGAGGAGAAGUGGGGGGGUGCGAGAGACGAGGAGGGAGGAGGGGAGGUGGAGAUGGGGGAAGGGUGGAGAGGAGGGGAGGGACAGGGACUCUCAGAAGGGGGGAGAGAGAGAGGAGAGGGGGAGGGGGGAGACUUGACGGAAAGGGAGAGAGAGGGAGGAGGAGGAGGAGGAGGAGGAGGAGGAGGAGGAGGAGGAGGAGGAGGAGGAGGAGGAGGAGGAGGAGGAGGAGGAGGAGGAGGAGGAGGAGGAGGAGGAGGAGGAGGAGGAGGAGGAGGAGGAGGAGGAGGAGGAGGAGGAGGAGGAGGAGGAGGAGGAGGAGGAGGAGGAGGAGGAGGAGGAGGAGGAGGAGGAGGAGGAGGAGGAGGAGGAGGAGGAGGAGGAGGAGGAGGAGGAGGAGGAGGAGGAGGAGGAGGAGGAGGAGGAGGAGGAGGAGGAGGAGGAGGAGGAGGAGGAGGAGGAGGAGGAGGAGGAGGAGGGGGUGCUGUGGUGACAUUGCCACGUGCGCUGUCCUCUGGUUCUGAUGACCCGGUGUCUGUGCGGUGCUAUGGGCUGCCGUGUGGACAGAACGCCGUGCAGCAACAGCAGCAGGAGGGGGAGACGGGGGACGAGGAGCGGAUGGAGGGAGGGGCAGUAGGUGGCAUUCCCUUAGAGUUCUUUCUAGAUAGGAGUAACAACCAUAACAAUGUCAGUGCCAAUGAUGAGGCGGAUGAGCUGAAGGGGCGAGACAGGGACGGGAAGGAGGGCGCAGGGGGGAAGGGGGAAGGAGCGGGGAGGCAGGGUGGGCCGCGCGGGGUGCUGGGGAGUGUGGGGAUGGUGAUGGGGGAGGUGGUGAGGGAGGGGAUGGAGGAGGUGCGGUGGCAGGCGGUGGUGCAAUGGGAGAGGGCGAGGGCGCUGCUAUGGUGGCGGCGGGUGAAGGAUCUGUCGGACCGAACGAGGACGGGAGCAGGCCGGCAGUUUGGAGCGGUGCUGGGCAGGAGUGUGAGGGAGUAUUCCCGUGCAGCGCCCUUCAUCCUCUCAGCUCUCCUCCUUGCGCUCACUGCCGUCCUCGCCCUCGCUGCGCUCUGGUCGCUGCUGCUCACCUCGCUCCCCUCGCCCUCCGCCCUCCUCCAACCCGCCGCCGACCUCUGCCUUGUUCUUGUGCUCUCCUCCGUGCUCGUGCCCCUCGCCUCGCCCCUACUUGCCAUCACAAGCAUAGCACCCAUCGCCUCCUCGCUCAACAUCCCCCCCAUCCUCCCCUUCCUCGCUGCUGACCUCCUCUCCACCCUCCUCCUCGCCCUCCUCCCGCUGCUCCUCCUCCCUCCGCUCCUCCUCUUCUUCCCAUUCUCCGCCAUCCUCGCCUCCUUUGGCCCCUCGCUUGCGGUGGCCCUCUGUCUCGUGCUCUGCUCCUCGGGCCUGCACACGUUUCUUCUCAGCUUCCUCUCCCGCCGCAAAGCAGCAAUGGCCGCCCUGGUGCUGUGCCUAGCAGCGUACUUUGCGACGCUGGUGCCGGUGGCGCGGGCAGCGCGCAGUGGGGGAGUGAGGGCGUGGCUGCAGUGGCUCAGCUUCCUGCAGUGGGCCGUCAAGGGGCUGCUGGCAGGGGCCGUCAGCAACCAAUUCACAGGAGUGUGGUUGCCGGUGCGGUGUGCGUUCACAUCAGCCAUGCAGUGGAGCGUGGUGGGUUUACGUGAACGGAGGUUUGAGUUGAGACGUCUCAAAGCUGCUGCUCUGGCACUGGCUGUGGUGCUGCUGCGACUGAUGGGGUAUGUCAUUGUUGCUGCUAGAGGAGCCUGGGGGCCCGGGCCUGGGCAGUUUGCUCUGGGCAGUUUGCUUAAAUGGAGCUGGAGUGAGGUGGAAGAGAGGCUGAAGGAGGGCUGA